Huiozyma naganishii CBS 8797 is the source of this 648-nucleotide messenger RNA. It is a transcript of the gene RIP1, whose product is annotated as ubiquinol--cytochrome-c reductase catalytic subunit RIP1. Lineage: Eukaryota; Fungi; Ascomycota; Saccharomycetes; Saccharomycetales; Saccharomycetaceae. Gene Ontology annotation, cellular component: membrane. The transcript has a single exon. Bases 1 to 648 code for a protein of 215 amino acids. The record is from RefSeq and is a predicted model, not a curated record. Gene Ontology annotation, molecular function: quinol-cytochrome-c reductase activity; 2 iron, 2 sulfur cluster binding. Gene Ontology annotation, biological process: mitochondrial electron transport, ubiquinol to cytochrome c.
AUGCUAUCACAGAUAAUAAAAUCUUCACGGGCCACGUCGUUGAGGACUGUUGGGAGGACUGCCCGGUUGUCGACGACGAGUCUUGCGAACAAGUCUACGUACCGCACGCCAAACUUCGACGAUGUUUUGAGGAAAGAUGGCGCCUCCGAUAGAUCCAGAGUGUACACAUAUUUUAUGGUUGGUUCGCUGGGUCUUUUGUCGUCUGCUGGUGCGAAAUCCACGGUGGAGACGUUCAUUUCUUCGAUGAGCGCGUCUGCGGAUGUUCUCGCGAUGGCUAAGGUUGAGGUGGAGUUGAACGCGAUCCCCGAGGGUAAGAACGUCGUUGUCAAAUGGCAAGGUAAACCGGUCUUCAUUAGACACAGAACACCGCACGAGAUUCAAGAGGCCAACGCAGUUGAGAUGUCCGUGUUGAAGGACCCGCAGACGGAUGCGGACAGAGUACAGAAACCAGAGUGGUUGAUUAUGCUUGGGAUAUGUACUCAUCUCGGAUGUGUCCCCAUUGGCGAGUCCGGUGACUUCGGUGGCUGGUUCUGCCCCUGCCAUGGUUCUCACUACGAUAUCUCCGGUAGAAUUAGAAAGGGCCCAGCGCCAUUGAACUUGGAAAUCCCACAGUAUGAAUUCGAUGGUGAUAAAGUCAUUGUUGGUUGA